AUGAACGCUUUGAGCCUUGCUGUCGCCGCCUGCCUGGCCAUGGCCACUUACGCUGAGAUGCAAAAUGUUACUGUUAAGGGAGUAGCCGUCUGUGAUAAGAAGGUUCUUCAUAACGUCCUCGUGGAGUUGUAUGAGAAGGAUACCAUGAAUCCCGACGAUCUCCUCGCCCACAUCCACACCAACGCCAACGGCGAAUUCCAGCUGUAUGGUGAGCACGACGAGGCCGGCUACAUCAGGCCGUACCUCCGUGUCCGACACAACUGCCACGCCAAGCCGAACUGCGCCCGCAUCGCCGAGUACCAGAUCCCGCAGUCGGCCCUUGGAGACGUCUACGACAUGACCUUCUUGACGCUCGACAUCAAGGUGGCGGGAGAGACGGAACUCCUGGAAAAGCAGGCAAAGUUGAUGCUCGUCAAGUUGCCAGUCCGAAUCAGUGACGUCGAGGAGAAGGACUCCAUCCUCCCUCAGUUCCUCCAACGAUUCCUCAAAAUCUUCCGAUUUUUCGACUUCAACGCCGAGACAAAAGCGCAAUUAGAGGAUCCGCCGUAUUUUCGAGCCCCAUAUUCGGCAAAACGGAGAAAACAAUUUCUGCUCGGAAAGCACCCAGAGCAGCUCUUUCCGAACGCCGAAAGGUGUCGAAUGGUGUAUGACUUGUUGAUGAGGGCAAGGUAUGACGCCGCACAAACGUCGAUCGUCGGGAUUCUGGCCAUAUUCUUUGGGCUGGUGACAAUGGCGGGGGAUCCGGUGAGUUCCGAAAUCUGCGAAGGGAAAAUUAACCACAAAAAAGCGUACCUGUGCGAUCAAAAGUCAUUGAAAAGCGGAUGCGACUACGCCAAACUCUCCUACCUAUUCGACAACUGGUCUACCGUAAUCUUUUCCGUCUGUAUGUCGUUAUGGGCUACGCUGUUCUUGGAAGGCUGGAAACGGUACCACUCAGCUGUUGCUCACCGAUGGGGGUUGAUGGAUUUCGUGUGUGAGGAGAAAACCAUCCGCCCUGAUUUCCUCUAUCGUAUCAAAACCCGACGGUACAAUCCUAUAACCCAAAAAGAGGAGCCGUACCUGUCGGUGAAGAAGAAGACUGUCAAUAUAUUGGCCAGUGGGGCUACUGUAUUGUUUUUUAUCUUCCUCGUCGUCGCCUUUGUCUUUGGCAUGAUCGUCUACCGCGUGCUUGUCAGAGGACUAUUAAUGUCGACCGGAGACAGUCAAUACGGUUUUGUGCUCGUCUCCGUCACGGCCGCCACCAUCAACAUGGUCGUCAUCGUCUUGAUGAGUUCGCUCUACAACAAGCUAGCCCACCGUCUUACAGUCUGGGAAUGCCCACGAACACAACACGAUUUCGACAAUCAAUACACCUUUAAGGUCUUCCUCUUCCAAUUUGUCAACUACUACUCGUCCCUGUUCUACAUUGCAUUUUUCAAAUUCGAGCCUCGACCGGACGCGAAAAGCGGAUUGAGCUUCAUGCUAGAAACCUGCAAUUCGACCGGCUGCUUCAUGGAGCUGGUGAUCCAAUUAGCGAUUAUCAUGUGUGGCAAGCAGUUCAUCUCGGCGAUCAUGGAAACGCUGGGACCAAAAAUCGCCAAGGAAAUUCGAAAACGGCGGCUGGCGAGGAAGGGGAAGAAAACGGAUGGCGAUGUUUUGAGCGAGGAAAAAUCGGAAUUACGGUGGGAAUCCGAUUACUACCUAAAGCCGGUAACCGAUCAAUUUUUGUUCGAGGAAUAUUUGGAAAUGGUGCUCCAAUUCGGGUUCGUCACGCUCUUCGUCGCCGCUUUUCCCCUAGCGCCACUUUUUGCGCUUCUCAAUAAUAUUUUGGAAAUUCGAUUGGAUGCUUAUAAGUUUGUCGCCCAAGUCCAGCGCCCACUGCCCGCGCUCGCGAAAAAUAUUGGGAUUUGGCUGCCGAUAUUAGACAAAAUUUCGAAGUUAAGCGUGACUAUUAAUGCUCUCGUCAUCGCCUUUACAUCAGAAUUCAUCCCACGAGCCUACUAUUAUUUUACGCACGACAAAACGCUGAAGGGCUAUGUCGACUUCUCGCUUUCCAAUUAUACCAUCAAAAAUAUGCCCGCUGAGGAGGACCGAAAAUUUUUCCAGGGGAAAAAUGUCACUACUUGCAGUUACCGCGGAUACUACAACGAUCAACUAGAGCACAAUGAGGAUUGGUGGCAUAUUCUGGCUUUUCGGCUGCUUUUCGUGGUUAUUUUUGAGCACCUCGUCUACCUCCUCAAAUUAAUAAUAGCCUAUUUAAUCCCGGAUGUCCCGGCAAAAAUCGUCAUCCAGCAACAACGCGAAAAAUACCUGGCACGCCAGGCGUUGAUCGCCCAGGGGCCGAAUGUG
This is a messenger RNA of Mesorhabditis spiculigera, 2328 nucleotides long. The record is from the annotation of a GenBank genome assembly. NCBI's taxonomy places the organism in Eukaryota, Metazoa, Nematoda, Chromadorea, Rhabditida, Rhabditidae.